This is a messenger RNA of Eleginops maclovinus (Patagonian blennie), 3852 nucleotides long. RefSeq names its product suppressor of tumorigenicity 14 protein homolog. NCBI's taxonomy places the organism in Eukaryota, Metazoa, Chordata, Actinopteri, Perciformes, Eleginopidae. The record is from RefSeq and is a predicted model, not a curated record. Gene Ontology annotation, biological process: proteolysis. Gene Ontology annotation, molecular function: protein binding; serine-type endopeptidase activity.
GCGGUGACUCUUCACUCCUUUAUCCUCUCUGGGCUCUUUCGUGAUUCCACCUUUUCUGUUCCGGGGUGCAGUUCGGUUCUUCUCCCGUUGUGAACGGGUUUCAUUUGGCUCCGAUACUCGACCCGGUACCAGCACCGGGACCAGGAUUACAAACUCACUGUAAAGACCUCACAGAGAGGAUCUUUUUGCCGUAUUUUCUCCACUUUCUUUCACCUGUUCCCGCGGAAAGAAGCACCUGUCGCACCUGAGGGAACAGAGAGGAGCUGGAGAAGGAAUACUCCUAAAAACACAUUUUAUAAAAGAGGGACAAACUAACUUGUAAUCAACAUGGAUUUAAUGGAUUCAGGAGAGAAGUUCAAACCGAGACAGGACCCGGACUGGGACGCCGCCACGCUGUUCCUCCCGGCCUCCGACCCCGAACACCUGCAGAAGAAGCCGGGUCAGACAAGGCGGAUGUGGGUGGGGGCCGGCCUCCUGUUGGCUGCUGCUGCUGUCGCUCUCAUCACCGGACUGCUGGUCUGGCACUUCCACUUGCGCAGAGACGUCCGGGUGCACAAGGUUAUCAUCGGCUUGAUGGGGAUCGACAACCAGCCGUUUUUUGCCGAGUACGAAGAUCCAGAAAACCCCAAAUUCACUCACCUGGCCUCUCUGGUCACGAAGCAGCUGAAACUCAUUUACUCCAAAAACUCGGUGCUCGCCAAAUGCUUUAAAGGCUCCACAGUGCAGGCCUUCAGCGAGGGAGACGGCGGCACGGACAGCGUCAUCGCGUAUUAUCAGUCAGAGUUCGACGUCCACGUCAACCAGCAGGAGGCGCUGGACGAGGCCAUCGAGUCCCUGCAUCCUGCUGAGUCCAGUCGUUCCAAACAACAAGGACGCAUCCUGCUGAAGCCUGCAGACGCUCUGAACGUCCACAACGUCGUGUCACGAGCUAUAGACCCACGCUUGAACAGGGAAUCCUUAUUCGUGAAAAAGUCCUUUAACCUCCACGUCAGUCAGCCGGGGGUGGUCCUGUCUCCGGGGUUUCCGGACUCUUCGUACCCUCCGAACGUCUUCCUGCAGUGGAGGCUCCGUGCAGACCCCGGGCACCGAGUCCUGCUGGACUUCCAGACCCUGAUCCUGGAGGACGACUGCAACCAGGACUUCAUCCAGAUCUACGACUCCCUCGCCCCCAUCGGGCAACGCGUCCUCACUGAACAGUGUGGAUUUCCUCACGGCUCUCUGUCCUUCAUCUCGUCUGGAAACGUCCUCCUGCUGACUCUGAUCACCAGCGAGCAGAAAAACUUCCCCGGAUUCAGAGCCAACUACUCCCAGAUCCCCCUCACCCAGCAAAAGUGUGGAGGAGCGCUGACUGCAGACAGAGGCUCCUUCUCCUCGCCCUUCUACCCCUCCAACUAUCCUCCGAAAACCACGUGCGAGUGGACCAUCGAGGCUCCAAAGGAGAAGUUCUUAAAGGUUCAGUUCAACAAGUUCUAUCUGGGGAAAUACAGCAGCCAGUGCCAGAACGAUUACGUGGAAGUCAACGGUCAGAGACUGUGUGGCAGUAAAUUAAGGAACACCGUGGUCACGAGCCGGAGCAACAAGAUGACGAUCAAUUUCAAAUCGGACUCGUCUUUCGUGGACCAGGGAUUCACCGCCGAGUACGAAGCGUUCGUCCCGAAUAACCCGUGUCCGGGGAGGUUUCAGUGCACCAGCAACCUGUGCAUCAACCAGACGCUGCAGUGCGACGGCUGGAACGACUGCGGGGACAGCAGCGACGAGGACAACUGCCAGUGCGUGGAGGCUCAGAUGAAGUGUAAAAACGGACGCUGCAAACCCAAGUUCUGGGAGUGUGACGGCUUUGACGACUGUGAAGACUACACUGAUGAGGAGAACUGUGUAAAAUGCAAACCUGGAGAGUUUCACUGCAGAAACAACCGCUGCAUCCCCGAGAAUUUGAAGUGCAACGGAGAGGAUGACUGCACGGACGGAUCGGAUGAGUCCAAGUGUGAAAAAUCUCUGGUGCUGCAGAAGUGUUCAGAGUUCACUUUCCGCUGCGCUAACGGACGCUGCAUCAGUAAACUGAACCCGCAGUGUGACGGAGAGCCGGACUGUGAGGACGGAUCUGAUGAGGACAACUGUGCGUGCGGGACGCGGCCGUACCACAACUCUCGUAUUGUGGGGGGUCAGGCGUCCCGGGAGGGGGAGUGGCCCUGGCAGGUCAGCCUCCACAUCCGGGGGACGGGUCACGUCUGCGGGGCGUCGGUGCUGAGCAACCGCUGGCUGCUGACCGCCGCACACUGUGUGCAGGACAGCGGACCCAACAAGUACUCCGAGGCGAGCCAUUGGGAGGCCUUGCUGGGUCUGCAUUUUCAGAAUCAGAUCAGCAAGUGGACGAUGAGGAGGAACGUGAGGCGGAUCGUCGCUCACCAGGACUACAACACCUUCACCUACGACAACGACGUGGCUCUGAUGGAGCUGGACUCCAACGUCACGCUCAACCAGAACAUCUGGCCCAUCUGCCUGCCCUCGCCCACCUACGACUUCCCAGUGGGCCAAGAGGCGUGGAUCACCGGCUGGGGCGCUACCAGAGAGGGAAGUAUCACUGCGACCAUCCUGCAGAAGGCGGCGGUUCGGAUCAUCAACAGCACGGUGUGUAAGGGUCUGCUGGAGGACGUGGUCACCGACAGGAUGCUGUGUGCCGGGGUCCUCAAAGGAGGCGUGGACGCCUGUCAGGGUGACUCCGGGGGUCCGCUGUCCAUCACCGGCUCCAAUGGGCGGGUCUUCCAAGCCGGUGUGGUGAGCUGGGGCGACGGCUGCGGUCGCAGGAACAAACCCGGCGUCUACGCCCGGGUCACCAAAUUCCGCAGCUGGAUAAAGGAGAACUCAGGAGUGUAGAGGAAGGGUAUUCCUCAAGGAUAUUUAUACCUGGAGCUCAAUGACUCUUUUUUUUAUUGAAAGACGCAGUGACACCUGUGAGACAGACUUUCAUUUUAGAGGUUUUUUAUUAAGUUUACAGAUCUUCUAUAAAUCAACAGAGCAGUUUGGAGGAAGCUGCUCUCUUCUUCUGCAACUAAAACACUUUUCAGACAAACAUGAUAUGGUUCAUGUUGGGGAGCAGGGAGAUGUAUAUAUUUUGCUAUAAAAUACUUUAUUAGAACAAAUGUUGAUGUUUGUUUGUAACCGAAACUCUUGAAGUGUUUCCUCUUGAUGCUCAGUGGUGAAAUGUAAUUAUGUACUUUAACUUCAAUACUGUACUUGAGUACACAUUUAAGGUACUUUACGUGAGUAUUUCCAUUUACUGCUACUUGAACUUCACGACAUCUCAGGGUACUUUUUACUCCUACAUUUCUCUGGCAGCCUUGGCUUGUGUUCUUUCCCCCUAUUUCCUAUUUGUUGCUUUCUUAUUGAACCGGCUAUUUUAUUGACAUACAUAGAAGUAGAAUAUAUUUUACGUGUGAUGAUUACACCAAUAGAUUUAGAUGAUUUAUCAAUAAUUAUCAUCUUGUUAUUGGAAUAAAUGAUGCACUGUAUAUAGCAUCAUUCUCUUUGUCACCAGAGCAAAAGCACAAAUGACUUCAUGCUUGCAACGCUUCUUCAGGUAGGAUCCAGAUAACUGCCGACAAGAAGCGCUUUCUCAGGAGUUGCUGUGUUGUGUUGUGUUGUGUUGUCCUUCCCUGUGUUUGAGAUCCUAAAAUGUUCAGUUUUUGUUACAUUUCUUCUUUUUAAUCCUGUGUUUUGCCCUGUUUGUGGAUACACCUUUUCUGUAUUUAUUGUGUACAAAGUUUCCUCCUCCACCUGUCUCUAAGGUUGGGUUGCAGGAUUAUUGAAAACUUUACAGAUAUAGUAAUAAAAUGAAAAGGAUUCUAAACACAA